UUUUUAAUAUAAAAGGAGAUAAAAGAGUUAACAAGAAAGUGUUGAAAGGAAUAUAUUUAAAAAAUAAAAAAAAAUUAUAAAUCCAUUAAAAUUAUCACAUGAAUGUUCUUUUAUAAAUACUAAUUAUGGCAGGUCCUGUAAAUAUAUCAGACAAUUUAAUUAAGUGGGAUUUAGCAAAUGAUUCACUGGCUCCACUUACAGUAAACCAAAAGUUUAAGCUAUCGUCAUUGGAAGAUGAAAUUACUACCUUAGAUUCUGUUAAUUUAAAUAAAAUAUCUUCAAAAUCGGAAUCUGUACAGUUUUACAAUAACUCAACUAUACACUCUGAUAAUGCUCAAAAUACUUUUGAUCGAAUUGAUAGUUAUCAGGAACUCUUACUGUGUUAUUCUAAAUUGGAGCAAAAACAUAUGACAAUAGAAGAUAUCAAGUAUGCGUCAUAUGUAGAAAAAUUGAAGUCAAAGCGGAUGGAAUGUCACGACUUGUAUGUACAAAUUAAAAGUGUAUUAAAUGAUUUUUCUUCAUUAGCAGAGCAAUACAUACUUGUCUCUGAGAAAACUACCUCUUUGCAUGAGGCUAGUGAGCAGUUAAUAUCAGACCAAGAAAAAUUAAUUACAUUUGUUGAAAAAAUAGCAGAACAUGUCAAGUAUUUUAAAGAAGUAGACUAUAUAAUGGAUAAAUUAGAUGCCCCAACAUUAUCUGUUAAUAGUGAAAUUUUUUUCGAUUUAUUAGACAAAAUUGAUGCAAACAUGGAAUUUAUGUAUAACAAUUCAAACUUCAAAGAAAGUCAUACUUAUUUAGUUAAAUAUCGUCAUUGUCAAUCAAAAGCUAUAACUCUCAUUCAAAAUUAUAUCUUUAAAUUAUUUACCAAAGCAACAGAAAGUAUAUUAAAUCCAAAAGAUAAUGAAAGUAUCCAAAAGAAUCCUGAUGCAGCCUUGGCUCUUUUUUAUGGUAGAUUUCAAUCUAUUUUGCCAAAAGCUAAACAAGUAAUUGAGCAGCUUGAAGAAAAGUCUAAUAAACGUCAAGAAUUCGAAAGCUUACUUCUGGAGUGUCAACAAUAUUUUUUAAGUCAGAGAGGUAUCGUACUGGGUCCCAGUAUACAAAAAAGUUUACAAUCUAUAAAAACAAAAUACAAUGGUGAUCAUUGUAGUCUCGUUCGACAUUCAUGCUCUCUCCUUCUACAUGCCUCCAUUGAUGAAUAUCGAUUGUUUUACCAAUUUUUCAAUAAAUCUUCAGCGACACUGAUAUCUUUCUCAGAGAGUCUGUGUACCUGUUUGUAUGAUACUCUCAGACCUUUUAUCAUUCAUAUAAAUCAUUUAGAAACCUUGGCAGAAAUAUGUUGCAUCUUAAGGAUAGAAAUGCUUGAUGAACAUGUGCAGAAUAAUACAGAGCCCCUUCAGGGUUUUGGUAAUGUAUGCUUACAGUUAUUGCAUGAUGUUCAAGAGAGAUUAGUUUUCAGAGCCCAUUUAUAUCUGCAGUCCGAUGUGGCUGGAUACAAUCCUUCAUCGGGUGAUAUUGCUUAUCCUGAAAAACUUAAAAUGAUGGAAGAUAUAGCUGAAUCAAUUCGGGAGGAAAACAGACAGAUUAGGAUGAAAAAGAUAUCGUUGUCGUCGAUGGAGAGUAGUGGGAGUAGUAAUAUCAUUGAGCCCAUUUCUCGAACUCACAUUAUGGGAAUCGAUCCAAUGUAUCAGCGAAAUUCUCACAUGGGCAAUUCUCCAGCGGAUCUCCACGGCAUGUGGUAUCCGACUGUUCGUCGAACUCUCGUGUGCCUUUCGAGACUUUAUAGAUGUGUAGACCGUCCAGUUUUCCAAUCACUUAGUCAAGAAGCAAUAACCUUUUGUGUACAAAGCAUCGAUAUUGCCAGAGAACGAAUACAAGCGAGAUCAACGCCAUUGGAUGCCGAACUUUUCCAGGUGAAACAUCUGUUGAUCCUUCGGGAGCAAAUUGCACCCUUCCAAGUGGAUUUUACGGUGAAGGAGUAUAGUCUGGAUUUUUCCAAAGUAAAAACAGCCGCGUUUAGUCUUCUAGAGAAACGCUCGCGUCUAUUCACAUUAUCGAAUAAUGCUCUGUUAGAGUUCCUAUUGGAAGGUGCACCCCAGAUGAAAGAGCAACUAAUUGACUCACGUAAGCACGUUGACGCUAAACUCAAAUUCUCUUGCCAGAGAUUCAUACAGCACGUUACACAUCAGCUUAUUGAGCCGGUAUUGUUGCUGUUGGAGAAAACGAAAAUACCACAUCAGGUGUCGACGCCAAAAUCACUGGGUACCGCAGAAGUUGUAGCUAAUGUUGUGAACGACUCGGUGCGGCUAAUAAAGUUUAAGCUACCGAUCAUCCAGCAGUCAAUGCAGCUGUACCUAGCGAAUCGUGAAACUGAGAGCAUCUUGUUUCGGCCGAUCAAAAAUAGUAUCGUUGCAUCUUUUACCCAGCUGUCGCAGUUGCUCAGUCAGCUAUACACCGGGGAUGAGCUUAUGUUAAUCGCGUGUCCACUACCCGAACAAAUCUCACUCAUGCUUAGCUCGACGACGUUAGCUCGACCAACGUCCAAUGAUCAUCAGGAGUUGGAAGUUGCGAAGAAAAGUGAACAAGAAAAGCAGGAGGAUAAUACCGAUAUAAAACAUAUGACUAGUAGCCAAAAGAUAGCAAAGACAAUGGAUACUAUACAGACUUAAUUUGAUUCUCUUGGUUGAAAGAGUUCUAUAGCUAUUUUGCUCUCGUUCGAAGCGAUUUUCUAAUGAUUAUUUUUUAUACAAUGCAUAACGUAUAAAUGACUUUUUCUGAAGAUAAAAAACUUUUA
This is a messenger RNA of Ceratosolen solmsi marchali, 2791 nucleotides long. RefSeq names its product conserved oligomeric Golgi complex subunit 3 (gene Cog3). Gene Ontology annotation, cellular component: COG complex; cis-Golgi network; membrane. The transcript is spliced from 5 exons. The record is from RefSeq and is a predicted model, not a curated record. Gene Ontology annotation, biological process: intra-Golgi vesicle-mediated transport; intracellular protein transport; Golgi organization. The coding region runs from base 126 to 2666 and encodes 846 amino acids. NCBI's taxonomy places the organism in Eukaryota, Metazoa, Arthropoda, Insecta, Hymenoptera, Agaonidae.